AUGGAAAUCAGUGCCAAUACUCAUCCCUAUAGACGACAACAUGGUGAAAUACGCCUACUCGAAAAACAGAUACGUCCAGAAAUAUUUGAACGAUGUCUACAAUUUAUUGAUAUAGUUAUUAAUCAAAUAAUUUAUCAGGAAAAUAUUUAUCCUUCAAAAUUAUUUAUUCCUCGUCAAAUGUAUCGUUCACUUGUCUACCAAUGUGUUGAUAGAGAUAUAUCAUCCUAUAUAACAUUAUGUGUAGCAUCGUUAAGAGAUUUACUAUCUCAACAACUGGCAGAUAUGAUUGCAAUUAAUAUUAUUCGAAAUUUUCAAAAUCCAAUUAUUCUUCGAAGAUAUUUAAUUGAAUUGCACACAAUUCAUGAUCCAUGUUUACGUGCUAUUUAUGAUAAUACCAAACAAUUAAUUAGUCAACUUGACCAAUCGUUUUCUGAAUGUAUUCAAACAAUUAAACAAAUUAAACCACUAGAUAAUCAUAAUUAUAAUAAACAAUGGACAUUUCAAUUAAGAUCGUCUCCUGACAGAACAAACAAUAAAGGGAUUUCUAUUCAAGAAAUUCUACGUACAAAACCAAUAUAUAAAGAAUUCCUAUUAAUAAAUCAACAAUCACAUUUAUUAUCGAAUAGUAAACAAUCGAUUAUAUCAUCGAUUAAAUCAUUGCAUACUGAAAGACUUAAAUUACAAUUUAUGUGUGAAGAUGAUAAAUAUGAACAAGAAAAAUGUCAACAAUGGAAUCAGCAUCUAUUAAAUAAUAAAUUACCUGAUCAACGAGAUAUUGAUUAUGCAACUGACUCAGAUAUUAAUGAAUAUCAGGGAAAUUUCAAAGAAAUAGACCAUUAUUCUCGUGUUAGUAACAAACGAAACGAAUCUGAACUUUGGCCCUUAACAACAACGAACAAUCCUCCAAUCUGUGCAAUGGAGGAGGAAAAUAUGAAUUCAAAUGAUAUCGAAAGAAAAUCAAACGAUAGAAGACAAUCGAAAAAGAAUAAAAUAACAACAAUUGAUGUUGAUCUAUUAGUUAACCGUUAUCAUUUAUCACAUGAUAACAAUAGGGAAGAUUUUGACGCAUUGCCAUAUUCGUCUGAAGAUGAAGACCAAUAUCAAUUGUCUUAUUCUCCUGAAACUGUGCGGCGAGACAAGGGAGAAGACGACGACGACGAAGAAGAUUUUUAA
Rotaria socialis is the source of this 1173-nucleotide messenger RNA. The record is from the annotation of a GenBank genome assembly. Lineage: Eukaryota; Metazoa; Rotifera; Eurotatoria; Philodinida; Philodinidae.